Ixodes scapularis (black-legged tick) is the source of this 797-nucleotide messenger RNA. RefSeq lists its product as uncharacterized. NCBI's taxonomy places the organism in Eukaryota, Metazoa, Arthropoda, Arachnida, Ixodida, Ixodidae. The transcript has 2 exons. The record is from RefSeq and is a predicted model, not a curated record. The coding region runs from base 18 to 770 and encodes 250 amino acids.
UCCAAAACCUGUGACCCAUGUCUCUUGUCGCGAUGCAGGAUGCCAUUAAAAGCAGAGAAGUUGACAAGCUCUUCUACAUCCACAGGGUGACUGCGACAGCGGGACCUGUGGUGUACGGAGCAGCAAAGACCUCAGCAAAGAAACGAAACGUGGUAUAUAGUACUCAAUGCAUCCACAAUGGGCAGGCAUCUUCGACCCAGAUCACCGUUGAAGGGAAGAUCAAGCACAUGACGACAGCCACCUGGCACGUUGAAAGGGGUUUCAGUUAUUCCGGCUCCGUGAAAGCCAAUGCCAGGAUUUUGAUUGUGUACGUUAACCACAAGCAAAAAAUAAGCUUAGACUUGGAAGGGGGAUACCGUGAACAAGUCUCCGACACGGAUACAUUCUCGCUACAUGAGGUCGUUACCGUGCCUCCCAUGAAGUCCGUCAAGAUUGACUGGGUCAUCACAGAAACCGUGACGAAGAUUCCUUGGACGUCCACCGUGACCGCAACCGGAGAAAUUGCUAUCAAGUACAAGGAAAAGCUCGAAGGUGGCUUCUUGUGGUAUUACAACCUUUUCAAUCUCCAAGAUUCCCGUCUUACGGACGCAGGAAACAAUAUGUUCCUAUACACUGCUAAAGGAACGUUUACGGGAGUCAGGUCAAGCGAGUCGCUUGAAACUGUCAUCACGGAGUACAAUAAUCAGACGUGCCGUGGAAGGUCUUCGGCACUCAAGACAUACACCAUUCCUUCAAACCCGAUACCACAUACGCCUGCGACGAAGACUUAGUGAUACUUUAACUCUUCUACAUCGGAG